This is a messenger RNA of Mobula hypostoma (lesser devil ray), 6809 nucleotides long. RefSeq names its product GATA-binding factor 2-like. The transcript is spliced from 6 exons. The record is from RefSeq and is a predicted model, not a curated record. Gene Ontology annotation, molecular function: zinc ion binding; DNA-binding transcription factor activity, RNA polymerase II-specific; RNA polymerase II cis-regulatory region sequence-specific DNA binding. Gene Ontology annotation, biological process: cell fate commitment; negative regulation of transcription by RNA polymerase II; positive regulation of miRNA transcription. Lineage: Eukaryota; Metazoa; Chordata; Chondrichthyes; Myliobatiformes; Myliobatidae. Gene Ontology annotation, cellular component: nucleus. Bases 271 to 1680 code for a protein of 469 amino acids.
CCUCCCCCCCCCCCGUCUUUGCUUGUGUCGCGCACGCUUUUUUAGUGCAGGACAAAUGGACCCCAUGCGUUUUAAUCCAAUCCUAUCAGUGACCUUACCUCCGGCAGAAACUGGGAGUUGUUUGUGAUCAACAAUUUACAUGCAACUUGUGUGAUCCAGGCGCCAGACGGGGAAACGACCGCCGCUCGAACGUAGGACGCUCGCGGACGGUUCAGAUUUGAUCGCCUAAAGUUGACCACUCUGGGUUCUCCCAACUCUUUUAAAGCCGCGAUGGAAAUUGCUACGGACCAGCCGCGGUGGGUGUCGCACCACGCCGUCCUGAACGGGCAACACCCGGAGUCUCACCACCCGAGCCUGUCCCACAAUUACAUGGAACCCACGCAACUUCUCCCGCCGGAUGAGGUCGACGUAUUCUUCAAUCAUCUCGACGGGCAAGGGAAUCCUGUCUCUCCUUACUACAGUAACUCCCCGCACGCCCGGGCUACAGUCUCUUACCGCCAAGCUCACGCCCGUCUGUCCGGCGCUCAGGUCUGCGGGCCGCAUCUCCUGCACAGCCCAACCAUCUCGUGGCUGGACAGCGGCAAGGCGCUCUCGGCCCAUCACCACCACCACCACAACGCCGCGGCGUGGACCGUCAGCCCGUUCACCAAGGGGCCACUCCACCCGGCCGGGCCGAGCGGCCUCAGCGUCUACUCCGGAAGCACCUCGGCCAGCAGCCUGGCGGCGGCGGCGGCGGCUGCGGUGGCUCACCCGACCUCGCAUCACCUCUUCAGCUUCCCGCCCACCCCUCCCAAGGACGCGUCGCCGGAUCUGGGGGCUCACAGUACGGUUUCCCCGUCCAACACGGCGGCGGCGGUGGCAGCUGCAGCAGGUCGGCAGGAUGAUAAGGAAUCCAUUAAGUAUCAUGUGUCAUUGGCAGAAAGUAUGAAACUGGGAUGUACUAGGAGUACUAUGCCGUCGCUCGGAACCAGCGCGACUUCCACCCAUCACCCAAUUCCCACUUACCCUUCCUAUGUUCACGAGUGCAACAACGGCCUUUUCCACCCCAGUGGAAUCCUGACCGGCGCCUCCACUAAUUUCACACCCAAAUCCAGGAGCAAAACACGCUCGUGUGCCGAGGGCCGAGAAUGCGUGAACUGUGGGGCCACCUCCACACCGCUCUGGAGAAGGGACGGUACCGGCCACUACCUGUGUAACGCCUGCGGCCUGUACCAUAAGAUGAACGGGCAGAACAGACCUCUCAUCAAACCCAAAAGGAGAUUGUCAGCGGCCAGGAGAGCGGGGACUUCGUGCGCCAAUUGUCAGACCACAACCACCACUCUGUGGCGGCGGAACGCCAACGGUGACCCGGUAUGCAACGCCUGUGGCCUUUACUUCAAACUCCACAAUGUGAACAGGCCCCUCACUAUGAAGAAGGAGGGGAUUCAAACACGCAACAGGAAGAUGUCCAGCAAGUCGAAGAAGAACAAGAGGAUGUCGGAUGGCUUCGAGGAACUGUCCAAGUGCAUGCAGGACAAGGCCUCGUCCUUCAGCCUGGCUGGACACAUGCAGCACAUGGGACAUCUGCCUCCCUUCAGUCACGCCAGCCACAUGCUGCCCACCCCCACCCCCAUCCACCCGUCGUCCAGCCUCUCCUUCGGGCACCCGCACCCCUCCAGCAUGGUGACCGCCAUGGGCUAGUGGGGGGGGGGGAGCGAGACCUCCCCCUCCGGCGGGCGAUGAGAAAUGGAACAGGAGAGAAGAAAAACACACGAGAGGCUUUUGCCUCCAUCUUUUCCAAAGCAAGAAAGAUCGAGGACGGACUUGCGUGGUGGUUGGAGGGCGGCCGCUGACCCCAGCUGGCAUUGCAGGACUUGUGGGAGGCAAAAUUGGAGUCAAACCGAAAAGAGUUUUGCCUCCUCAGCGAAGAAGCAGGAAGGCGACGAUGAGUUUGGUUUGUUUUGCUUGCUUCGAACUGGGAGGCACACGGAGGCAGAACCAAGCUGGACACCUUGCAAAGCGACUUUGUUUCUUGGUGUUGAUGUGAAUAUUGUAAAUCAGAGAAUUUUGGGGGUAAAAGGUUUGCAAAAACCUAAUAGCAUAUGCUGAAUUUCUUUCAUUACUUGCAGUUAAACAAAAACACUCAAAAAAAAAUUAAGCAAGGCCACUUAACUUUGAAGUAUAUUUCUUUCCAUUUGAAUUGUUUUAAUUAAUUCAUGUUGUGCGAUAUGUUAUCUCAUUUUACGGGAGGGGUUUGUCCUGAUUCUGGGAUUUUGUCACGGGGUUGGGGUCAAAGGGCAGGGAGGGUGGGGGAACAAUUGCAGGGUUUGGUUAACUGGUCUGUGUUUGGUUAAUUGCGACGCGGAACCAAGGAAAUGUUGGCUACGGGAUUAGGCUCAAUCCACACCACCACCUCAACAACCAUAACCGCCCCCCCCCCACCAAAUCUCUCCCCUCCAAGAGAAAUAGCCACAGGCAGCUAUGGAGGCCAAGUUAAUGGGUACAGUUAAUGCUAAGGUUCUUGGGUUCUUGAUCAGUAAGGACCUAAAAGGUUAUGGUGAGAAGGCAGGAGAGUAGGGCUGAGAGAGAAAAUAAUUCAGCUACGAUCGAAGAGCAAAGUGGGCUGAUCGCCCUAAUUCUGCUCCUAUGUCUUAGGGUCUUAUGAAUGUAGGAGGAAACUAGCCAAAUGCCUCACUGCUCUCCAGUGACUCUGAGUAAGCAUAAGAAAGGAUUGUGUCCAGAUACGACAGCUUCAUCGCCCAGUUGCCAGCUGGUAUUGAUAGAUGAGUUUUGACUGAUGCUUGACUGUUGCAAGAGGUACUGGUUGGGUAUCAUCCAUUGUGGAGAACCCUAGAAUGAACUAGAUCCUUCAACAAAGAGGGGGGCCAAGAGUGGGGUGGAACAGUGGGGAAGGUGCAGACAAGAGCCCGUGGUUUUUAACGAAACCCUCCCUACCUUAACCUCAGUUCUCACCCUUGGAAAGACACCAAAUGGGCAAAAGUGAUUUCAAUGCAGAUGGAUAACUGUUGUACAUUUUUAUUUGGUCAUUCUCAGGCAAGUAUGUAAACCAGAGUUCUUUAAAAAAAGUUUUGCUUUCCACAUCUCACUUUAAACAGGUUCUUGUUCCUUCUCUCAGUUUAAAAGUAUCACCACAGUUUUAAUUUCUGCCAACCAAGAGGAUGGGGGUGUUAUACAGGGAGCAGUUGCAUUGCUGGUUACCAUGGUCUGCUGUGUAGUCAUCUUCUUAACCACAACAUCAAAACAGGUCAUAGCUUGUAGUCAAGAGACCUUUCUCUCCCCCUCCCCCUUAUCUCUUCUUCCUUUCUCCAUUCUUGCUCCCCUCUCACCCCUUAACUUCUCCUCCCUCUGGUGCCCUCCUCCUUCCCUUUCUGCUACUCUCUUCUCCAAUCAAAUUCUUUCUUCUUCAGCCCUUUACCUCUUUUGCCUAUCACCUCCCAGCUUCUUCCUUCGUCCGCCCUCCUCCACCCAUCUUCCCCCUCACCUGGUCUUACCUAUCACCUCCCAGCUUGUACUCCUUCCCCUCCCCUAUCUUUUUGUUUUGCCUCUCCCCCCCCGCCCCGCCCCAGUCCUUUCCAGUCCUGGUGAAGGCCCUGGCACAAAACGUCGCCUGUUUAUUCCUCUCCACCGAUGCUGCCUGACGUGCUGAGUUCCUCCAGCAUUUUGUGUGUGUUGCUCAAGAUUUCCACCAUCUGCAGAAUCUUUUGUCAAGAAAUUUGUUGCUUUGUGCUGGCAGGACAGGGCAAAGACAAAAAUGGCUGCAAAUGACAGAAUUACACAGUGCGGAAAAAAAAAAGGAAAAAUGAGGCGGUGUUCGUGGGUUCUUGGACCAUUCAGAAAUCUGAUUGUGCAGGGGAAGAAGCUGUUCCAGAAUCAUUGAGUGAGGGUCUUCAAAUAGUAACGAGAGGAGGGCAUGGCGCUAAUGGUGGGGGUCCUUAGUGAUCGAUGCCGCCUUGAGGCACCGACUCUUGAUGGUGAGGAGGGUUGUUCCCGAGAUGGAGCUGGCCAAGUCGACAGCUGUGGGCAGCCUCUUGCAAUCCUCUGUAUUGGAGCUUGUAGUAAAUUGACCAAACCACUUCAUAGCACAGUCAAAAUCAGGGCGUAACAGUGUGCUAGAGAAAAGGGGAACUUGACAGCAUAUCAAGAUGAGGUUUUUCAAGAUCUGAGAGGAGGAUUAGACAUGGGUCUAAUUUCUCUAUGAUAAGAUCCAAAAGCAACAUGAGAUUUCAGUUAAAUCUUGCUAGCUAUAUCCUCAGGACUUAACAGUAGGAGGAAAUCAUAAACAUAAGAGAUUCUGCAGAUGCUGGAAAUCCAGAGUAACACACAAAAUGCUGGAAGAGCUCAGCAGGUCAGGCAACAUCAAUAGAGAGGAAUAAACAGUCCUCUUAUUCUGCUUAGUCCCAUGGACCUAUACCUGGAUCAUAGCUUCUUGUUUACAUCUUCAAAAAACUCAGCCAAAUUUUCAAAGCAUGUUUGCUCAUGCACAAAGCUAUGCCAGCUAUCCCUAAUCAGUCCCUUUCUUUCCAAAUGCUUAUCCCUCAGAAUCCCACUAGCAACUUACCUACUGCAAAUAUAGAGUGAUGGAGAAUCGUAUUAGUGCUACAGUACAGAAACAGGCCAUUCAGUCCAUCUGUUCCUUGCUGAACUCUUACUCUGCUCAGUUCCAUUAACACACACCGGGACCAUGGCCCUCUAUACCCUUCCCACCCACGCACCUAUCCAAACCUCCCUUAAAUGUUGCAACCAAACCCGCAUCCACCGCUUCCACUGGCAACUUGUUACAUACUCACUCGAACCUCCGAGUGAGAAAGUUCCAUCUCAGGUUCCCCUUAGAUAUUGCACUUUUCUUCCUUGUGACCUCUAGUUGCCGUCUCACACAACCUCAGUGGAAAAAGCCUGCUUGCAUUUAUCCUAUCUAUACUCAAAAUACUGUAUACCUCUAUCAAAUCUCCCCUCAUUCCCCGUGCUCCAGGGAAUAAGGUCCGAGCCUGUUCAACCGGGAGAUAUCUCAGCUAAGAUUUAGUUUUGCAAAGCAGUUUUCUUUCUCCAUUCCCUUUCCUUGUCUCUAACUAAAAGGAAAUUACCCAUGUUUGGCCUUCAACACCACGCAGAAUGAAGCUCGGACCGAGUUACCCUGUUCUGAUUGCUUUGCUGACCCUGAGGUAUUGGUGGAGGGAUGAGGACUUAGUUGAAUGUUCUUAGAUCUCUGUGGUUCAAAUCUUGAGGUUGGGAAGGGCAAGUGAACACAAAACAUAGAACAUUACAGCACUGUACAGGCCCUUCAACCUGUGAUGCUGUACUGACUUUUUAACCUACUCUUAAAGAUCAAUCUAACUCUUUCUACCCACAUAACCCUCCAUUUUUCCCUCACCCAUGUGCCUAUCUAAGAGUCUUGAAUGCCCGUACUGUAUUUGCCUCUAUCUUGGCAAUGCGAUCCACACACUCACUGCCCUCUGUGUAAAGUUCCUAACUCUAACAUCCUCCCUACAUUUUCCUCCAAUAACCUUAAAAUUAUGUCUAAUGGUAUUAGCCAUUUCCUCCCCAGGAAAAAGUAUCUGGUUGAACACUGGAUCUCUGCAUCUUAUCAUCUUGUACACCUCAUGUCAUAUCUCUUCCUCCUUCACUGCAAAGAGAAAAUCCCUAGCUCGCUCAACCUAUCCUCAUAAGGCACGCUGUCUAAUCCACGCAGCAUCCUGGUAAAUCUCUGCACCCUCUCUAAAGCUUCCACACCGUUCCUUUAAUGAGGGGACCAGAACUGAACAGGAUAUUCGGUGUCUGGUCUAACUAGAGUUUUAUUGAGGUGUAACAUGGCUCUUGAACUCAAUCCCCCCGAUAACUGAAGGCCAAUACACUACACGCCUUCUUAGCCGCCCUAUCAACCUGCUAUAAUGAGGUGACCAGAACUGAACUUCAUUGGUGAACUAUUAGUCUGGAAGGCUGGAACAUAAGACCACAGAAAUUCCAAUCCAGGGCACCUUUUCCCUUUGAAUGCUGAAUAUCAAAAAUAUAUCAACAGGUGUGUGUGGUCUGUAGUGUUCAUUGUAACAGUGAUUAACUCCUUGAUCACCAGUUCUCUGAGCAGAUGCAGGUCUGUCCGACUUGGCCAUCAUGUGACAGACUUUGUGUCUAACACACAGAGGGAGUAUUUUAUAUAUAUCUCAAUUAACAAGCCCUUCAGCAGUCUGAGAAAGCAAAAUGGAGGAUCUUUUACUUUGCAAUUUUAUAAAGAUUAUUUUUCAAGGACUGAACAGCCAUAUUAAAAAAUCUGUUUUGAAUGUUUCUAAAAUGGUCCUUGACAUAUAAAGCUGUACUUUGUAUUGGUUAUAUAUAUCAGAGGGCAGAGGUCAAUGUCUUGUGAGACGGUUUUAUCUUCUACCGAUUUUAUUAUUUUUCCUUUCUUGCCGAGCGAUUUGGAACCCAGCGUAUGCGUUUCUUAAAGUAAUGGUACAGUGAAUAUUAAUUUGAAAUUAAGCUGAAUUUUCAUCUGGGAAUGUCAAAAUGGGAGAGUUACUGACAAAAAUAUUUUUUAAGAAAAAAAUGCAAAAAAAAAUCAGAGUUGAGAGGACAAAGUGCAAUAUAUUGUCACUCACUGUGGUGUAGUUGGAAGCAGUGAGUUUUUUUAAGUUAUUUUUAUCAUGUCAUCAUAAACAGAUUUUGGUUUCUUGCAGUAUUUACAUUCUUCUUGUUAAUUUUUUUGUUGGUAGAUUAAGUUAUUGUUUAAAUAUGUACAACAUGUUCAUACAAUUAUCUGUAUAAAUGUGUAUGUUACCACCAUUAUUCCUCAUGGACAUUGCUAACAUUAAUAAAAAAGA